Aphidius gifuensis is the source of this 574-nucleotide messenger RNA. RefSeq names its product 60S ribosomal protein L22-like. The record is from RefSeq and is a predicted model, not a curated record. Gene Ontology annotation, molecular function: RNA binding; structural constituent of ribosome. The transcript is spliced from 4 exons. Gene Ontology annotation, biological process: cytoplasmic translation. Gene Ontology annotation, cellular component: ribosome. Lineage: Eukaryota; Metazoa; Arthropoda; Insecta; Hymenoptera; Braconidae. Bases 82 to 504 code for a protein of 140 amino acids.
CGCCGAUUCUGGUAACUGAAAUCCUAGCCUAACUCUUAAGCUUGUUUCUCUUUCAUUCUCGCUGCUUGCGCGAUAUAUAUCAUGGCUCCGAAAGUUGCAGUCAAGGCCCCUGCCAAGGCAACCAUGGCCAAAAAAGCCCAUCUUCGUGGCAAAGGCCAGAAAAAAAAGGUGUCUCUUAAAUUCACCAUUGAUUGUACUCAUCCAGUUGAAGAUAACAUCAUGGAUGUAGCCAAUUUUGAAAAAUAUCUUCAAGAAAGAAUCAAGGUCAAUGGCAAAACUGGCAACUUUGGCAACAACGUAACAAUGGAGCGCAACAAGAACAAGCUCUCAGUCAACAGUGAUGUUGAUUUUUCAAAAAGAUACCUCAAGUAUUUAACUAAAAAAUACUUGAAAAAAAAUAAAUUGCGUGAUUGGCUCCGUGUUGUCUCCAAAGACAAAGAUACAUAUGAAUUACGUUACUUCCAAAUUACAAGCCAAGAUGACGAAGAAGAUGAUGCUGAAUAAUUCUUUUGUUAUGUAAUUAUCAUCUGUUGUCAGGAAUAAAAAAUAUAUAAAAUGAUUUUCAUUUCAAGUA